Molecule: messenger RNA, 1713 nt
Organism: Paramisgurnus dabryanus
Lineage: Eukaryota; Metazoa; Chordata; Actinopteri; Cypriniformes; Cobitidae
Source: RefSeq, a predicted model, not a curated record
AUGGAUAAACUUAUUCUUUUAAUUUUUUUGUUACAAGGUGUUUGGUGUGGAGAUUGGAGCGUCAGUCUGCCAGAGAAGAUUGAAGCUCUGAGUGGAUCCUGUGUGACCAUAAACUGCACAUUUGAUAUUUAUAACAAAUAUGACAAUGAUCUAACUGACAGUGCUGCAGGAGUGUGGUUUAAAGAUGGGAUUGACUUCCUAAAAAAUGUAGUAUUUAACUCCAGUAGGACCAAUCUCUAUGUUAAAGGGGAAAUAAUUGGAAAAUUAAAAAGCAAGGACUGUACCACCAUCUUUUAUAAUGUUACUUCAAAUUACAGUGGUCAGUUUUUCUUCAGGAUUGAGGGUAAUGGUGGACUGAAAAUUACCUUUUCAAAAAAAUCUGCUUUAAUAAAUGUUAUCGACUCUCCCCCCAAUCCCACAGUGCAGAUGUUUAAGGAUCAGAUGGAGGUUGAGGUUCAUGAGGAGGUGUUAGAGGGGAGCUCUAUGUGUCUGGGCUGCUCUGCUAAGACUCUCUGCUCUUCUUCUCCACCAACUCUCACAUGGAGCUCCACUGACAGACUCCACCUCAAUGAGAGCAGCAGACUACAGCUGGAUCAACAGAAACAAACUGAGAUCAUCUCUGAUCUGAACUUCACUGCUACUCACCUUCAACAUGGAGUCACUUUCAUCUGCACUAUAACCUACCAGAUACAGCAGAGGAACACAACAGCACAGAACAACAUCACAUUACGUGUUCAGUAUCCUCCUAAAAACACAUUAGUGUCUGUGUUUCCAUCUAACUCUGUACUGGAGGGCAGUUCAGUGACUUUGAUCUGCAGCAGUGAUGGAAAUCCAGCAGUGUUCAACUACACCUGGUACAGAGAGAAUGGAGGACAGCUGGAGGAGCUGCAGACUGGAUAUAAUCUCACCUUCAAUGUGACUGAUCGUACACACACAGGACGCUACUACUGUCAAACCAAAAACCAACAUGGUACCCAAAACACAUCAGUGUUGCUGGACAUUCAGUAUGCAGCCAAAAUCUCUCUCUUCAGCUGUAACAGAACUGAUAUAACUGUGUGUUUGUGUGAGGCUCAUGGGAAUCCCUCUCCUAAAGUGGAGUGGCAUCUAUCAGGACGUCCUGUCAGUAACUCUACAAACACAUUCAUCAGUGAGGAGCGAUUGAGCAGCACAGACUUGAGGAGCUUCAUUACUCUCCAUCAGUCACUUACACACACAGACACUCUGCAGUGUGUCAUCAACAACACUCACAGCACUGCCAGUAAACAGAUUCAACUGGUUGCCAGUCCUCAGGAGAUGACACGCCACAGCGCCCCUGUCUCACUGGCUCCAUCAGCUGCUUCCUCCCCUGCACCGUCGUCCUGUUCGUCUGCCUGUUACCCUGCCACUGUCUCCAUGUCGUCCCUGAACUCUCUUCCCUUUCCUACCAGCCCUGGUUCGCCUCAUCCUGCUUCUUUGCUUGCCCCAUGGAACUCUGCCCCGGCCCAGUCUGUUUCCCUUGUCACUCCUGCUGCUGCCCUGUCUCAGUUUGUCCUCCCUGGAACUGUCUCUUGUGUGUCUACACCCAAGCCUGCCCUCAAGACCCCUAAAAAGGCCACCCGUUCUCCUCGUCCACAGCCCUCACCUAAACCCCCUGGACCUAGUACUCCUGCCCCGCCCAGUCCCAACCCAUCUGGACCUCUCCUCAUUGAGCAGCAAGCUGAAGGUUCAAAAUGA